This is a messenger RNA of Eutrema salsugineum, 2216 nucleotides long. RefSeq names its product aspartic proteinase-like protein 1. The transcript is spliced from 9 exons. Bases 170 to 1756 code for a protein of 528 amino acids. Gene Ontology annotation, biological process: proteolysis. Lineage: Eukaryota; Viridiplantae; Streptophyta; Magnoliopsida; Brassicales; Brassicaceae. The record is from RefSeq and is a predicted model, not a curated record. Gene Ontology annotation, molecular function: aspartic-type endopeptidase activity.
UCUCUCCUGACGACCAACAUUCACAAUCACACACAUCUAUAUCACUUCUAUACAUACACUUCGAUUGAAAAAAAACGAAUUUCACUAAGAUAUUUCGCUCUUCGAUAACGGUGCUGGGUCCUUUAAUCUGGAAACUUGUUCCUGCCUCAGUAAAACCCUAGCUCGAGAAAUGUCGUCACGAUCUGCUUUUUUACUCUUCUGUGUUCUUGCUCUAGCCACAGAGGAGAGUCUGGCCUCAGUGUUCUCCUCAAGGCUUAUCCAUCGCUUCUCCGACGAAGGCAGAGCGUCGAUUAAGACUUUGACCUCGUCGGAAUCGUUGCCGGAGAAGCGGAGCUCGGAGUAUUAUCGGUUGCUCGCGAGUAGCGAUUUCAGAAGACAGAGAAUGAAUCUUGGUGCCAAGUUUCAGUCCCUUGUUCCAUCACAAGGAAGCAAAACGAUUUCUACUGGAAAUUACUUUGGAUGGCUACACUACACGUGGAUCGACAUAGGGACUCCGAGUGUAUCGUUUCUUGUGGCUUUAGAUUCUGGAAGUGACCUUCUUUGGAUUCCUUGCAACUGUGUGCAAUGCGCUCCUUUAACAUCCACUUACUAUAGCAGCCUGGCUACCAAAGAUUUGAACGAGUAUAAUCCAUCAAGAUCAAGCACCAGCAAGGUGUUUUCGUGCAGCCAUAAGCUGUGUGAAUCGGCUUCAAACUGUGAGACCCCGAGGGAUCAAUGCCCUUAUACUGCUAACUACGCUAGUGAAAACACCUCGAGCUCUGGAUUACUUGUGGAGGAUAUCUUACAUCUUGCAUAUCAUACAAACAAUAGAUUGAUGAACGCUUCCUCCUCUGUCAAGGCUCGAGUGGUUGUAGGAUGUGGUAAGAAGCAAAGUGGUGAAUACUUGAAUGGGGUUGCUCCAGAUGGUUUGAUGGGUUUGGGACUUGGAGAAAUCUCGGUUCCAAGUUUUCUUUCUAAAGCAGGACUCAUGCGAAACUCCUUCUCGAUGUGCUUUGACGAGGAAGAUUCAGGAAGAAUUUACUUCGGUGACAUGGGACCAUCGAUGCAACAAUCAACAAAAUUCCUUCCGCUUAACAACGAAUAUGUAGCCUAUAUUGUGGGUGUGGAGGCUUGUUGUAUCGGCAACUCGUGUCUAAAGCAGACGAGUUUCAGAACCCUUAUCGACAGUGGACAGUCAUUUACAUUCCUACCAGAAGAAAUAUACAGAGAAGUUGCACUUGAGAUUGACAGUCAUAUAAACGCUACGAUUAAGAGGGUCAAAGACGGCCCAUGGGAUUAUUGCUAUGAAACUAGUGUUGAGCCAAAUGUACCAGCCAUCAAACUCAAGUUUUCAUACAAUAACACAUUCGUGAUUCACAAACCUUUGUUUGGACUCGAACAAAGUGAGGGGGUUGUCCAAUUUUGCUUGCCUAUCAAUUCUAGUGGACAAGAAGGCAUAGGAAGCAUAGGACAGAACUACAUGAGAGGGUAUCGAAUGGUUUUCGAUAGAGAGAAUAUGAAGCUAGGCUGGUCAGCCUCCAAAUGUCAAGAGGAUAAGAUAGCGCCGCCUCAGGCUUCACCGGAAAGCACUUCAUCGCCAUAUCCAUUGCCAACAGAGGAGCAGCAAAGCAGAGGCCAUGCGGUUUCACCAGCAAUUGCAGGUCAAACUCCUUCCAAAACAUCAUCAGCAGCAGCAACAUGCAGCUUCUCUUCCAUGAGAUUAUUUAACUCUCUUCUUCUACUUGCUCUGCUACAUGGGCUUGUCUCUAAUAUGUAGAGAGAAAGAUCGCCUUCUCAAAAACAUAACUAUCUUGCUUUGCAUAUAUAUAUAAGAGGUAAAUUUAAAGUCUUACAUAUCAAUUAUAUUAUCUUCUUCAUCUCCGUCUUCAAGUCGGCUAAGUUUUACCUAGAAAACUAACUAUCAAAUGCAAUAUAGAGCCCAAAAAAAAAAAUCAUCUUGGAAUAUAAAUGUUAUAGUAAAAGUUGUAAUCUUUGUUCUAAGGUAGUAUUAUUUAAUUAACGUCUGCAGCUCAAACUGUUUGUAUUUACACCGAGAUAGAAAUUAGAAAUUCGCCUGAAAAAUUCGGUUUCUGAUUGACAUUAAAAUUCUCAUUUUUUACCGGCAUUCGGCCAAAAAAAACAAAAACAAAAACGACAAGACCCAACUCAGUCUGUAAUUUCCCGAUCGAUCUCAGGGGUUUUGUUUUAAUCGCCGGGAGGUUUCAAGAGUCAUGGCC